Lolium rigidum is the source of this 2059-nucleotide messenger RNA. RefSeq names its product pentatricopeptide repeat-containing protein At4g15720. Gene Ontology annotation, molecular function: protein binding; zinc ion binding; RNA binding. Gene Ontology annotation, biological process: RNA modification. The transcript has a single exon. NCBI's taxonomy places the organism in Eukaryota, Viridiplantae, Streptophyta, Magnoliopsida, Poales, Poaceae. The record is from RefSeq and is a predicted model, not a curated record. Bases 1 to 1788 code for a protein of 595 amino acids.
AUGGCGGCGACCUCCACCACAGCCACGCUCACGCCGCUGCUAAUCCACCUGCUACGCGGCGCCUCCGACCACGCCUCCGUCUCGGCCACGCACGCCAAGCUCCUCAAGGUCGGCACCGCCUCCGCCGUCUCUUCCUGCAACCACAUCAUCGCCGCCUACUGCAGAUGCGGCGCCACCGCGGACGCCAACUACCUGUUCGACAGAAUGCCCGUCCGGAAUGUAGUCUCCUGGACGGCUCUCAUGUCCGGGUACUCCAUCUCCGGUCGACCCCGCGUGGCUGUUUCCCUCCUCCGUGCCAUGUCUCACAGCGGCGUGCCACCGAACGCCUUCACCUUCUCGACUGCGGCCAGCGCUUGCGCACACCUUGCUGAUGCUGGACUUGGGCGGCAAGUGCAUGCCCGUGCCGAGGUCGAGGGCUACGCAUCUGACGCCGUCGUUGCCACUGCACUCGUCGACAUGUAUGGCAAGGCCGGAAGUGUCGAGUGUGCACGUGCAGUGUUUGAUGGUAUGGCUGAUCCGCAGAGGAAUGUGGUAUCGUGGGGCUCGAUGCUGUCAGUUUAUGCACAGAAUGCGCUUGGGCGCGAGGCCAUUCAACUUUUCGCUGAGUUCAGAACCAAAAGCAAUGUCAUGGCGCCCAACCACUUCAUGCUGUCAAGCGUUGUGAACGCGUGCGCAGGCGUCGGGCGGCUUGGAGUUGGCAAGUCUCUGCAUGGAACAGUCCUUCGGUUUGGGCAUGGAUGCAAUGGCGUGAUUGCUGUUGCUUUGGUUGACAUGUACUCCAAGUGUGGAUUCUACGAGUACUCAAGAAAGGUGUUCAACAGAAUUGAGCAACCGUCAGUCAUCUGCUAUACCUCUAUCAUCGUGGCAGCAGCAAAGUAUGGUUUUGCUAGGUGCGCACUCAAUCUGUUUAAUGAGAUGAUCGAUCAAAAUGUGCAACCAAACAGUGUUACACUGCUCGGUGUCAUGCAUGCUUGCAGCCAUUCAGGUCUUGUUGACACCGGCCUCCAUCUCCUCCACUUCAUGCAGAGCAAAUAUGGCAUCAAUCCAUGCGCCAGCCACUACACAUGUGCGGUUGACAUGCUCGGACGAGCAGGACGGCUCGAUGAGGCAUUUGAGCUUGCCAACAAAGUGCAGGUUGAAGGCGGUGACACCCUCAUGAUGUGGAGUUCAUUGCUGUCAGCUUGCCGGAUUCAUAGGCGCUUAGAUCUAGCCACCAGAGCUGGCCACAGAGUGUCAGAGUUCAACCAAGAUGUAGCAGGUGCACUGGUAGUGAUGUCAAAUGCAUACACUUCAGCCGGUCAGACUGACAAUGCUGCUGCUGUAUGGUCGAACAUGAGACUGCAAGGCAUACGGAAAGAUCCUGGGUGCAGCUGGAUUGAGAUAAAGGACGUCCCCUACGUGUUCUACGCUGGGUUGGUAUCACCCGCCGGUGCAAGGGCAGAUGAAGUGAUGAUGUUGCUUGAUGAGUUAGAGGGUAAGAUGCGGGAGAAGGGUUACAAUGGUAGACUAGGUAGUACUAGAGUCUUUGAUGCUCAUGAAGAGGAUGGAGAGGACGGGAAAGGUGUAAUGGUUGGAGUGCAUAGUGAGAUGUUGGCAUUAGGGUUUGGUUUGCUGGUUAUCCCCAGGGGGAUGACCAUCAGGGUGAUGAAGAACCUGAGGAUGUGCUGCGACUGCCAUGAUGGGUUCAAGCUCAUAAGUGGCAUUGUGGAGAGGGAGUUUGUUGUGAGGGAUCUGAAUAGAUUCCAUCACUUCAAGAUGGGGUCAUGUUCUUGCAAUGACUACUGGUGAUUCAAGGCUGAAAUCAAAGUGGUUGUGAACUUUGUGAUAGAGAAGGAAAAGAACAUUAUCUCAUAUCUGAUUGUCUUCAGGUGACUCUGUUGGCAUUCACCAUACUGUUCUAGAGCAUUUAUGUGCUUGUAGAAACUGACCCAAUCUUUGUAUUGAUUUUACUCUAACUUAAUUCCAAUUAGUUUGACCAAUCAUCCCAUUUGACCUUGUGCAUUCUUACUACAGUGGAUCUGGUCUUUUCUUAAGGUAUAAACGGGUAUCUAUCUGUUUA